CCCUUUGAAAUCGGGUUUCCAAAGCAACAUCAUUCGGUUGCGGUCUUGUUGCGCGAUGGUAUUGGUAAACCGACCAGUUUGCAGCGCUGGUUGGCUUAGUGGUGGACAAACUGGUUGAUUGUCAGUUGUAUGACAGUCGUAGAACCGCACGCACGUAAUCGCAGUUGAUCGAAGAUCCUUUGCUCUCGUCGUUCCCUAUAGAGUUUUGUGUUGUUUGCGCCUGCAGAGGUGACGUUUGUUUCGAUGUGCCCCCAAUUGUUGUCGCAGCCGUCGAUGUGUUGUUGGUUGUGUCGUAGCGAGUGAAUAGAGAUCGUGUGACGUGCAGCGGGAGAUAAGAAUUAUCGAUUUUCUUCCGAGUCGGGCGUGUUUUGGAGUGGAGGAAGUUGCGUAAAAUUGUAUCUCGGAAGGUAGCACUUUAAUAAGGUUGAACGAAGCAGUGCAGUGGAUUGAACGGAAACAGAGUGAUAAUUGUGUUGAACAAAAUUGGAUAGCAGUGAGACAGUGCUCGUAGACCACAGAUUUGGCUGAUGUGGUGAAACAUUUGGACGAAGAACAGCUAACAUUUAUGUUAAAAUCAUCAGGAAUGACUGUAACUCCGAUACGAAUGGCGAUGACCAGCCCGACGGUUCCCACUCAACAGAAGAGUGCCUCGCGGAUCAGUAACUUUAGUGUGGCGUCGCUAUUGGCCGAUACGCGGCCCAAGACGCCGUCAAGUUUGACGUCCGUCACGGAAGUGCUUCUACCGGCCAAUCUCUCCCAUGCGAGUAGUUCUCCCCGAUCAGCACACGACAGUGGAUCGAUAAAAAAUGACCUGGAUCGAUCGGACACCCCCCAUAGUCUUCUGGAGUCAGAUGAUUACGAUUCCAAUCAGGAGGACUCGAUAGUGGACAUUGAGGAUAUCAAUAACGAAAACAGUAGUUCACAGCCCGGCCUAUCGGAUAAAAGUUCUCCAGCACUCCUGCAGCAAUCGGCGGCGUUGGCAGCCGCCGGACAUGUUCCUAUCCGACCGACACCGUUCAGCGCCCUGGCGGCGGCAGCAGCGGCGUGGGGCGGCAUGAGUGGCGGUAUGCCCUGGCCGGCAGCCGCAGCCCGACAAAUGCCCCCAUUCGGUCCACCCGGUCUGUUCCCCGGGCAGGGCUUCGGAUCGGGCCAAUUAGGUGGAGCAUGCAGACAACUUGUAUCACUUUUCGAUAACGAACCCCCGCGUAUCAAAUGUAACCUCCGGAAGCACAAACCCAACCGGAAACCGCGCACCCCAUUCACCACCCAGCAGCUCCUGUCCCUCGAGAAGAAGUUCCGCGAGAAGCAGUACCUCAGCAUAGCGGAGCGGGCCGAGUUCAGUUCGUCGCUCCGUCUCACCGAAACCCAGGUGAAAAUCUGGUUCCAGAACCGGCGGGCGAAAGCGAAACGGCUCCAGGAGGCCGAGCUGGAGAAGAUCAAGAUGGCAGCCCUCGGACGAGCACCCGGUGCCCAGCUGUACAUGGGCUAUUUCCACCCCAGUCUGAUGGGCGGGGCGAUGCAUUUAGGUUGAACGCCACGCGCAACCCGACCGCAAACCCCCCGCAUCCUCCUCAACGGUAGGACUGUCGUGUUCCAAAGCAAGCAACCAUCCUGUUCUGUGAAUAUUAGCCUGUAGGAUCUCGCGUAUUGUAAAAAAGUAUCUCGAUCAACAAACCAAAUUAUAACUACACAUCAACUUUCUUCCCCUACCUUCGGAAGAAACGAGUCUCUCUCAUUCUACAGCGAAAGGGUCUCUGAAAUAUGUAAAUGAAGAAAUGUAGCAAAAGUUCAAAAGACAGAAUCGUAGGGGCUCAAUUCACUCUAUUUAUUACCACAUCCACCCCAAAAACAACAAGUCUACCCAUUUUAGUUAGGAAGCCUAAGCUCUUCCUCCCGUUGAGGCAAAGAAACACGCACCCAAUAAGAAACUAUGUGAGUUAGUUGCUCAGCAGUUGUUUACCCUUAUUUAAAUUCGAAAACAAAAAUCAGUCAUGAGCGAGGCCGUUCGUACGAGUGCCAGGUUGUAAAUAUUAGCCCAAUCAGCCAAAAAUAGAGAGGAAAGCGGUUCGGAAAACAAUUAAUUUCAGCACUUGGCCCGUCACUCCACAAUCACGCAUUCAAAUCAGUUCAAACAAGCAAUGCUUUUGUAAAUAUUUUCACUUCAGGCACAGUGACGAUGAGUUACGUACCGUGAGUGAGGUUAUUAUCUGGCUUAAUUGUUGUCAAACAAAAAGACGAAUAAAUUAUUCGCCGAGAGUAGCCAGAAGAACUGAACGCCAAGCCCCGGAGAGAUGAAACUCGCAUCCAGACGCCGGAGCGACAAGCUUGUGUGUGUAAAUAGUCUUUGUAAGUCCUAAUCGUGGAAGUCUAAGAGGAAACCCGUUGUGUAAAUAUAGCUUUUAAGAGGAAAGGCUUAGUAGGAAGAAGCAAUUGCAGUCAUCAUCCGGACUGUGCCACGUGUAAUUUAAAACGGAGUUUGAUUAGCUGGAAGAAUGAAUUGAAGCAAAUAAUUAUUGUACGUCUUCUAGGAUAAGGUUAAACUUAAUGAAUAAUCUAUUGUAAAUGAAUGAAUGAAAAUUACAAAAAGCCGCAAAACUUUAUCGGUAGAAGAAAAAGAAACAAGAGAAACAAGGUGAUUGAAAUAUGAUCAGCUCUUGGAAGGUACAAUAAAACAAUGUCACAAAGAAUGAAAA
Armigeres subalbatus is the source of this 2693-nucleotide messenger RNA. It is a transcript of the gene Dr, whose product is annotated as muscle segmentation homeobox. Bases 566 to 1531 code for a protein of 321 amino acids. Gene Ontology annotation, molecular function: RNA polymerase II transcription regulatory region sequence-specific DNA binding; DNA-binding transcription factor activity, RNA polymerase II-specific. The record is from RefSeq and is a predicted model, not a curated record. Gene Ontology annotation, biological process: embryonic morphogenesis; regulation of transcription by RNA polymerase II. Gene Ontology annotation, cellular component: nucleus. The transcript is spliced from 3 exons. NCBI's taxonomy places the organism in Eukaryota, Metazoa, Arthropoda, Insecta, Diptera, Culicidae.